AUGGCAUCCACCGUCCAGGGAGUUGAUAUUCCCAACAUUAACAACAUGUUGGGAGUCAUUCUCGUUUGUCUCAUCAUCGCCGCUUAUUUGUUUGGCAUGUCCUCGUCACAGGCGUAUAUCUAUUACGAUCGCUUCCCCAAAGACCCGUGGUCGUACAAGCUCCUUGUUGGAGUGGCAUGGGCAAUUGAUACCCUUCACACGGCGCUCAUCUCUCAUACUGUUUAUUAUUACACCGUCACCCACUUUGGUGAUUACAGCUCUCUCACAACAACGCCAGCCUGGACCUUCAACGUCGAGGUUGGGCUGGUCCCUUUGUUGGCCUUGAUUGUGCAGUUGUACUUUGCCCAUAGGAGCUGGAGUAUUGACAGGAAGAGUUGGCCACUUGCUCUUGCUAUCAGCGCUCUAGCCUUUAUCCAGUUCGGAUUCGGUGUUGCCGAGGUUGCAGUGUCGUUUGCAAAAGUCAAGUCUUUCAAUGGCCUUUGGAACUAUAGCUGGUUGAUUAUAGUCUGGCUGUCUGUUGGUGCCGUUGCCGACCUCCUUGUUACCUGCUCCCUUCUAUACAGCUUCUACAAGAACAAAACAGCCUUCGCUGAUGACGACGGAUGGGUGACCAAGAUUCUUAUGUAUGGUCUUCACACGGGAGCAUUUACGACAUUCACAACGAUUCUGAACAUGAUCUUCGUGGCGGCUUGGACACACACUCUUGUGUAUGCCGGUUUGACGUACAUCCUUGGCAAACUGUAUACCAACACGAUGUUUUAUGUUCUGAACCGCCGUCCAGUUUCCGACCCUCGAUAUGCAUCUAAAUCUGGCGGUACUUCUUCUGGCUCCAGGGCCAAGAGUGGUCAUAAUAUCAGCAGCAUUAUGCCCACGUUCGCUCCAAAUCGUGGACAAAACACUUCAACCGCUCCGAGAGUUCAACCCAAAGAUCCUUAUGCUCCAGAUGCAGAGGUGGAUGUGCUUGAGAGCGGCAAGGCACCUAGUUUGACAGAACGAGAUGAGGCCUUGGAUAUUCACAUCGAUAAGCGCUCUGAAGCGAGCUACAUUGCUCGUGAUAAGGAACCCAGCACGAACGGCAAUGAGUCUGUUACCCAUGAGGUUCCCUAUCAGUAG
Molecule: messenger RNA, 1113 nt
Organism: Cantharellus anzutake
Lineage: Eukaryota; Fungi; Basidiomycota; Agaricomycetes; Cantharellales; Hydnaceae
Exons: 7
Coding region: 1-1113 (370 amino acids)
Source: RefSeq, a predicted model, not a curated record